AUGCAGUGGCUCUUGAUGCCCAGAGUUGGCCGACGAACGUUCUUCAUAUGGGGCUUGAUCGGCGUAGGCACGUUCUUCCUGAUCGUUGGAGGACUUGGUGUGCGCCAAGCAAGCGCUCCAUCCUCCGGUCUGUCCUGGGCUGUGGGAGGUCUGCUGCUUGUGUCGGUCUUCAUCGUCGACAUUUCUGUGGCUCCGCUCUCGUAUACGCUGGUGUCGGAGAUCCCAUCCUCUUUGCUUCGAAAGAAAUCCGUGGUGAUUGCGCGCUUUUGUUACGCGACCGUCAACAUUGUAGCCAAUGUGUUAACACCAUAUCAGUUGAACCCCACGGCUUGGGGAUGGGGAGCACGCAGCGGAUCCUUUUGGGCGGGAAGUUGUGCUCUUUUGCUGAUCUUCACGUACUUUUUCGUCCCAGAGCCUAAGGACAGACCGAUUGCAGAGCUGGAUCUGUUGUUUGAAAAGAAAGUGUCGGCAAGGAACUUCAGCAAGCCCAAGUCCACAUAUCCGAGGGCACAGCGCACUAAAAUGCAGCUUGACAUCCUGAGAUCGGGUAGCGCGGAGGUUCGAAUACUUAGAGCAUAUCACUUAUUUGAUGAAGCAAAAAGUCAACGGGCGUCUCGCGGACCAGUCUGCUAA
Molecule: messenger RNA, 633 nt
Organism: Exophiala xenobiotica
Lineage: Eukaryota; Fungi; Ascomycota; Eurotiomycetes; Chaetothyriales; Herpotrichiellaceae
Exons: 1
Coding region: 1-633 (210 amino acids)
Biological process (GO): carbohydrate transport; transmembrane transport
Cellular component (GO): membrane
Molecular function (GO): carbohydrate:proton symporter activity
Source: RefSeq, a predicted model, not a curated record